AUGACCAGUGGGUACAGCAAGUCAGCUCCUACCCAUGACGGCACCGAUCGCUUCCUCCAAUUGCCAGGCGAGAUACGCAACACGAUCUACAAAUACGCACUCACUGCCAACCAUCACGAACUCUUCUAUCGCGACUCGAUCGACUUCGAAUCAAUACCCCAGGCAGUGACCGAAGAGGUCAACAGUAUAGACGAUGUCUGGCACGCAACACCCCAAGAGUGUGUAGAUGCGUAUUACAAGCAUGAGUCCGCGCAGGGCGCCAAGCUAUGUUCUACCGCGGAAUCUACAUCCGAGUACAACCAGCUCAAAUACGUGUGCAAGCAACUCUACGAAGAGACCAAACACUUGUCACUGUUAUACAACGAUAUCGUAUUCGCCCAAGACACCAUGAACGAGUGGAUGUCGGAGGCCUCAUCGUGA
Molecule: messenger RNA, 420 nt
Organism: Alternaria incomplexa
Lineage: Eukaryota; Fungi; Ascomycota; Dothideomycetes; Pleosporales; Pleosporaceae
Exons: 2
Coding region: 1-420 (139 amino acids)
Source: RefSeq, a predicted model, not a curated record